UAGUAUCCAAAUAUGCUGAUUAUACUAAAAUAUCUAGAUAGCACAUACUAGUAUUCAAAACAUCACAAACUAGUAUCCAGAUAACAUAUACCAACUAAUAUCCACAAUCAACCAACUAGUAUUCAAUAUGGAUACUCUUAUGUGUUAUCUGAAUACUAAUUAUUUGUUGUAUGAAUACUAUUCUGUGUUGUCUAGAUAUUAGUUUGUGAAUUUGAGAUAAUAGUUGAUUCAUGGUGGAUAUAAGUUAGCAAACAUUGAAUACUAGUAUGUGUUUUCUAGAUACUUUAGUAAUUGGAUACUAGUUCAUAUAUUUUGGAUAUCAGUUAGUAUCUGCUAACAAAUCUUCAAGUUAGCAGAUUAACUUUCCUGAUUUUCGAUGGAUCGUGAUACCGGUUUGUAAUUAUAGCCAGCCACGGCCCACGGGCCUUUUGCCAGCGAAAGCCCACCGGCGAGGAAGUGACUGAAAUGAUUUCCCGUUUUAAUUUAAUUAAAUAAAAUUUCACCGUUUAUUAUAUUUCCACUCCCUAAACAUUCGCCAAUCGUCGCCAGUCAGUCGUCCCUGUCGCCGUCGCUCCUCGGUCGGAUAUCUCAUAGCGCGCGCCCGCCCGCCCGCCCGCCUUUUAUUUGUUUUCGUCUCUUCUGUUUCAAUCCUUUUCCAGUCUCCUUCUUCUUCAAUUCUCCCUUUCGCCUUCCAAUCUUGACCGUUUCAGAAAAAAAAAACCCAACUCGCAGACCAGAUGGCGAGAUAACGAAUCGUCCCCGCCACAACAACACUGAUCGCCGGUUCUCUCAGGUAUGGAUCGCCGGCUCUCUCUCUCUCUCAGCUUUUUUUUGAGAGACCCACUUGGCAAUUACCACUUCUGGUUUCUGGGUUUCCAUUAGUUUUUACAGAGACGACCCAUCAUCAAUACGAUUCCUGAAUUAGGUGUUUACUUUUCCACCCAACCAUCUGCGUCAUCAUAAUGAAAUUGGAAACCCACUUGAAUUAGGAUUCUAGGUUUCCACUUGAAUUAGUAGAUGUAGAUCUUGCGGAGCUGUGGCGAUCAUCCCAAGAAGAAGAAGAGUUUAAGCUCUCGCUUUGAUCUGAUCAUCUUCUUGGGUUGAUUACAGGAGUAGAUUCGAGUAGCUGCUUUCUUCUUCAGAAUCAAGUCCCAAGAUGUGGUUACUGAGCAGCCGUAGCUCAACAAAGAAUGGUAUCUAAAGGGGACUUGAUUGCUAUUGGAGUGUCUGUAGGUUUGGGGCUUGGUGUAGUUAUAGCAGUGCUUCUGUUCGUCCUCGUGAGGUGGCAGAAGAAGCGGGCUGACCUUCGUGGCCGAAGUUUAGCCAACGAGCAGCGGAGUCCGACUUCGUCUGCGCCCAUACGAAUCAAUGGCGUGGACGCGUCGACUGAUUUCAGCGCCUCGAUAACGAUACGCGAGCCCCAGCUUGCUCACAAGGUUCCUAGCCCUCAUUCGUCUUGGUGGGGUCGGCCCAGCAAAGACCAUUUCGUAUCGGCUUCUGGGGUGCUUCGAUACUCUUACAAGGAUAUCCAGAAAGCGACGCAGAAUUUCACGACGACAGUGGGGCAGGGUUCGUUCGGGGUGGUGUAUAAGGCGGUCCUGAAUUCUGGAGACACUUAUGCUGUGAAAGUGCUUGCCUCGGAUUCCAGGCAGGGGGAGAAGGAGUUCCAGACAGAGGUUUGUCUUCUUGGGAGGCUGCAUCACCGAAAUCUAGUGAAUCUGAUUGGAUACUGUGUAGAUAGGGGGCAACGAAUGCUGAUCUAUGAGUUCAUGAGUAAUGGCAGCCUGGCAAACCUUCUAUACAAUAAUGAUGCAAUCAUUCUGAGCUGGGAAGACAGGGUCCAAAUCGCGCUGGAUAUUUCACAUGGCAUUGAGUAUCUUCAUGAAGGGGCGGUCCCAGCUGUCAUACACCGCGAUUUGAAGUCUGCUAACAUAUUGUUGGACCUAUCAAUGAGAGCUAAGGUGGCUGAUUUCGGUCUGUCCAAGGAAGAUGCAUUUGACGAACGUAACUCCGGUCUCAAGGGAACUUAUGGCUACAUUGACCCGGUGUACAUAGCAACAAACCGGUUCACUACGAAGAGCGACAUCUACAGUUUUGGCGUUAUCAUCUUUGAACUUAUUACCGGCAUCCAUCCCCAUCAGAACCUUAUGGAAUACAUCAAUCUUGCUGGAAUGAGUUCAGAUGGGGUCGAUGAAAUAAUCGACGAGAAACUGGUGGGUAAAUGCGAGAUUCAAGAAGUGAGGGAGCUAGCAAAAAUUGGUCACAGAUGCUUGCAUAAAUUUCAAAGAAAGCGGCCAACAAUAGGUGAAGUUUCACAGGGUAUAUUGAAGAUAGGACAGCGUCGCCAUGUCAGGCAAGAUACCAUGUCCACACAAGCAAGUUUCUCCAGAGUUCUAAGCAGGAUACAGAGUCAACAUAUAGAAUUGAGUAGAAUAGCCAGCAUGAAAGAGGGUGAUCCAUAAUCUUAACUUUUUCCUAGGGGUUUUUUUGUUUUUUUUUUUUUUUUUUUGUGUGGCUCUCUCCUUUUCUUCUUCCACUUCUUUUCUGGCUUGCCCAAUUUUUUGUGCUAUUUCAAGGUCUCACUUAUUUAGUUCCUAACUGAGACCAGAUAAAGUAUAUACUAUACCCUCAACUCCAUUUUUGCUAACUGAUUCCUUUCUUUCAGCCCUACAAUUUGUUGGUUGCUGGAAUAGAUCACAUCCAACAAAUUGGUUCAUAUGAA
This is a messenger RNA of Linum trigynum, 2722 nucleotides long. The record is from the annotation of a GenBank genome assembly. Lineage: Eukaryota; Viridiplantae; Streptophyta; Magnoliopsida; Malpighiales; Linaceae.